AGAUAGUCACGUUCAGUUGGUUGCGAAGUAGCUCGCGUUUAAACAAUCCAAAUAAUAGGAAAGAUAUAUCUUGAACCAAUCACACUUGCCACACUGAUUGGAAAUACAAAAACACACAUAUUUUUUUUCGAGUGAUUACCCAGUGAGACAAAGCCAAAUUAAUAUACCCACACCAAAGACUAGUUCAAAUCAAUCGAAAACAAAAAAAAAACACAAAAGAUGCGGCCUUUUGGCAACGACAUAACAAACAUCCCGAACGGUGGUAAUAAUGGUGGUAAUAAUGGUGGUAAUAAUGGCAACAACGAUCCCAACGACGGCAACGACAACCGGAACACGAACAUAUCCAGUGAGGAUCCCAGCGAGGAGUCCGGACUAUCGGACGAUCCGAGUAUUCCGCCGCAUAUAGCGAGAAUCGGCGGAAUCGUUACCUGCCCCCCGAUCGCUGGACAAGGAGUUAUCCGGGUGGUUCAGCGUUGCGAAGACGCCAAGGAGAACCACAAACUGGAUCUUUCAAGUUGUGAACUGAUGCAAAUACCAGAUGCGGUAUAUCAUCUUAUGCGAAACACAGAGUUGAUCACCUGCAAUCUCAGUGGCAAUGUGCUCAAAAGCGUUUCGCCCAAGUUUUCGCAAAAGUUUAGUACCAUCACAGAUCUUAAUCUGUCACACAACAAACUGUCGAGGCUGCCAGAAGAAUUCGCCAGCUUGUCUGCGCUAACCAAGCUGAAUAUCUCGAACAAUUCAUUUAUCGUUUUGCCACAAGUAGUCUUUAAGCUUCAGAGUCUUGCCAGUCUGGAUGCCCAGAACAAUGCCAUUUUGGAAAUUGAUACCGAUGAGGCAAUUACCAGUGACAAUUUGGCCCUCGUUGAUCUUCGGAAUAAUCCGCUGAGCAGAAACUGCCGACGAAAGCUGCAGAGCUUCAAGACCCCCUUCCACCUUGAGAUCUCCAAGGAUGUCGAAGACGACUGGUUUUUGACAAAAAGCCGAGAAAUUACCAGAUGGGACUCUCAUUUGGGGUUUGGGAAUUUCUCAAAUUACGAUAGCACGAGAAAGAGAGGGACGGCCAAUAGUUACCCAGUGAUGAGCCAUGUUAGCAUUAGACGCCAAAUUACAGCUAACAAAAGUUGGUUCAUGACUUUCCGUAAAAGAACAUCCGAUUUUUUUGGAUUGCCAAGCCUCUUUCAGCUCUUGCUGAAAUUUCAAAACGUAUUGGGCUUAAAAAUGGGAAUUCUAGGUUUUUAAAUUUUUGGCAAAUUUUGCGAAGAAUGCGAAAAUUUGGCCAAAAAUUCAUUUUACAUAGCCCGUCAAAAAGUAGGGAUGAUGACAACUGAUCACAUUGUCCUUGGAACUAAUUUCAUCGAACAAACGGAGCUGUCAAAUCCAUGUACCCCUGCCCAACCCGAAAUAUAUUCAGUUUGCUUUCAGAGCUCGUCCAGAGCACAACUCGUUUCGUAACGAAAAAUGUAAAAAUUUCCAAAUUAUUGUGUAAUUGAGUUUCAUGCGUUUUGCUAACUCAAAUACUCGCCAUUGCUUUUUGUAAGUGAAACCAAUGGCACGGAUUGCAAAGCAACCGCUUUACACGAAAAAUGAAGAACGAGCAGUAAGAUUCCUUUAACAUUCCUUUAAUUUAAAAAGGACCAACGGUGCAGCUCCUGCUAAAUGAUUAGUUUGUAUCUAAUCUAAAAUACAAAUAUACAAAUCGACUUAACACUACAUGCUUAUAUGUAUACACUUGUACACGAAUCUACAAAUAUAAUAUUGUUAAAUCU
Molecule: messenger RNA, 1766 nt
Organism: Drosophila melanogaster (fruit fly)
Lineage: Eukaryota; Metazoa; Arthropoda; Insecta; Diptera; Drosophilidae
Gene: Sclp
Product: sclp
Exons: 8
Coding region: 220-1239 (339 amino acids)
Source: RefSeq, marked reviewed